GUGAAUUUUCUACAAUCGUUAGAAUUAAUAAAAAAAAACGCUUAAUUAUUUAAAUAAUUAAGUGGAAAUAACAUUUCGUAAUAAAUUUCGCCAGGUAACUUAGAUGUGUAAUAAUCAUAGAUUCAAAAGUCCUCAGGGCGUCUUCUCUCGCGAAUCUCGACCGAGAUAAAUGGAAGGAGGGAAGGAAGGCCUUUGGCAUGCAGGGGGAAACUAAUUGUUAUUGUUACUAGCUGAUGCGUGUGAAUCAAAUAGCUUAGAGAUGUAUUUCUUAAUAAAACUGUUUAUUGUAGGAGACAUGACGUCUCGUACGAGUAGUUUGUUUGUUUCUUUUAAGAUGUGUUAUCCUACUACUUCAAAGGAAGACCCCCAGUGCUUAUUGUUGCUUAGGCACAUCAUCAUACUCAGUUAGAAUCUAAUAAGGUUCGGGUGAAUUUCCUCUCUGUCUGGGCUGCUGUUGCAGAGUAGUGGCACACAACGGAACCGGAAUGCCUACUGCCUAUCAUAGCGGUAUAAUGAGGGACCUAUUUUUGGGCCAGCGAGUCGCCAUCUGCCAAUUUUCUUUCAUUUUUAUGCUACAAUGAAAAGCUACUUUUAACAUAAAAAUACCAAUAGUCAGAAUUAGUUCUAUCUCCAUUGUCCCCGUGCAUGCCUGAAAUAAAGUACUGAGUCUUUUCCCAUGAAGUAUCCAUAUUAAUAGAGAUACAAAUAUAUAUAAUCAUUUAUAUUUAUAAUUAUAAUAUUAAUUAAAUAUAAUAUAAUCAAUAAAGGUUAGAGCUUUUACAAUCAACGAAAACGAUUGUUGAAAAUUUACUUGGCUAGUGAUUUGAUGAACUACCCUGAUCAAGACAUUUUCCUGCAGGAAAAAGCCUGGCAACUUGGUUGCUACUGUUGCACAGUUUACAGAAGAUACGUUUUGCUAGCAGGAUGCGCAGUGUUGACAACUCGACAUAUCCUCACCACUGCCACGCCCACAGAACUGGUUCUCAGAACAUAUGAGAAUGAAAAACACUUGGAGAAAAUUCUAGGGGGUUGGUACGAUGUGGACGCAAAUGUAUGGAACAGUUCUUUAUAUAUGUCACCGUCACGCAUUCAUUAUCAUCCAUUGUAUAAAUAUGACUAUGAAAUGAAUGCUUCACAUCCUAUACCAUGCUUGUACGACCUAUCUAUUUGGGCCGCCACGUAUCGAUUUUAUGGAUCACAAUUUUCGUAUUCGGGUGCGGUUAUGUGUUAUCGGGCUGUGUCUGGUUGGGGUGAAUACUCUUCGAGUAUUCCACGAGCUCUUGAUCUAGGCAUGGUGAUCGGAUUUCAAUUUAUGAAGGCCCUCAAACGUAGACCUUUACCGUGGUACAAAUAUGGAGUGAAGACAAAGUCAUACGUUUGGCCAUGUCCUAAGAGCGACUGGCACUGGUUUCACUGCGUGAUGGGGGAAUAUUGGGGAAGGUUUGGUUUUGAUUCCGGUGGCUCUUUACAUCUGAUGAUGGAAGGAAAAUCCAACCGUGUAGACGGAUUCGUCGGGAUGUGCGCCUUUUCACUAAAACUCAGAUCGAAACAAACUACGCAUUAUUUUACAGUAGUAGAUACUCAUCCUGUAUUGGAUUUCUUUUAUGACGCGUAUUUGGGACUUCAGAAAUACAGGUGGCUUGAUUAUAGGUACCAAGACACCAAAUGGGCUUCCCCUAUAGCGUGGUGGGGGGAACAUAUUCCACAUAAUUACUAUUUCGGUUGGGAAUAUUACCAAAAUCCUCUACCAUACUGGUAGGCUUUAUACGGAAACUUUUUCCUGCAUAUAAGUGUAAUGACUAGUGGGUCAUUGUUUUGUGCUACUUGCAAGUAGCAACUAUUUAUAGCUAAUAUUAACCAUAUAACAUAAUACGUAGGGGAGAGUGGGGUAAUUGCGGACGCUGAAGGGAAAUAACGCACAAAAUGUGUCAGAAAUAAUAAGUCCGUCUUUAUUAAUUAUUUGUCUACAAAAACAACUGAUAAUGAAUAAUAAAUACUUAUUAAACAAAAUCAAUCAACAUUUUUAGUAAAAGAAAAACCUCGUCUGUCCGUUAUUACCCGCUUGGGGUAAAUUUGGACUGGCCCUGAGUUAAUUUCCUUAUAUUUUUCCGAGGGACCUCAAAAUGAGUAGUUAAUGAACCUGCCUACCUGACUGUUAGAAUGGUCCAGGAUAUUAUUAUAAGGACAAAAUUAUUGUAUCAAAUAAAGAAUAAAAUAAAUGGUUAUUCUUUAACAAUUAUCUUUUACAUUCAAUCUUACGUAGAGACCUCCUUUUAAUUAAGCAUAUAACUGUGUUAGGAGGCCCCGCUCUUCAAACAAUAAGGAAACU
This is a messenger RNA of Trichoplusia ni (cabbage looper), 2329 nucleotides long. RefSeq lists its product as uncharacterized. Bases 827 to 1759 code for a protein of 310 amino acids. Lineage: Eukaryota; Metazoa; Arthropoda; Insecta; Lepidoptera; Noctuidae. The transcript is spliced from 4 exons. The record is from RefSeq and is a predicted model, not a curated record.